Molecule: messenger RNA, 643 nt
Organism: Myotis daubentonii (Daubenton's bat)
Lineage: Eukaryota; Metazoa; Chordata; Mammalia; Chiroptera; Vespertilionidae
Gene: TFPI
Product: tissue factor pathway inhibitor-like
Exons: 6
Coding region: 71-643 (190 amino acids)
Biological process (GO): negative regulation of peptidase activity
Cellular component (GO): extracellular region
Molecular function (GO): serine-type endopeptidase inhibitor activity
Source: RefSeq, a predicted model, not a curated record
AGAGUCACCUCCACUUCGCUUUGAAACAACCUUUCCAGAAACUUCCUCCAGAGAUCCCCUACGUGGCGCGAUGAGGAAGACAACCCUCCUCUGGGCUUCCGUGUGUCUGCUGCUCAGCGGUGCCUUCCGCCCCCUGGACGCUGCUCCUGAGCGGGAGGACGAGGAGGAUGCGGACGGCACAGGUCCCGUGCCCCCCGCAGCGGGCCUCGUGCACCAGUUCUGUGCAUACAGAGCGGACCCCGGCCCCCGCAAAGCCUUGCUCCCAAGAUUUUUCUUCAAUGUGUUCUCAGGCCAGUGCGAGUCCUUCACGUAUGAGGGCUGCAGAGGCAACCAGAACCGCUUUCAGAGCCAGGAGGCGUGCAGAGAGCGAUGCAUCGCAGGGCGGCCUGGCUUCUGCUUGCUGGAGGCGGAGGUGGGGCCCUGCCGCGCCAACAUCAUUCGCUACUUCUACAACCACCUCUCCGGGCGCUGCGAGGAGUUCGGGUACGGAGGCUGCGAGGGGAACCCAAACAACUUCGAGACCGAGGCAGAAUGCCAGCGCUCCUGUGGGGACCCGGAUGACAGCGCCCAGCGCACUGCCUCCUCCACACCCGGCACUGCCAAGAGGAAUGCUGGAGUCCAGGGUAAGAACAGGGCUCGGUGA